Messenger RNA from Closterium sp. Yama58-4, 4443 nucleotides. Lineage: Eukaryota; Viridiplantae; Streptophyta; Zygnematophyceae; Desmidiales; Closteriaceae. The record is from the annotation of a GenBank genome assembly.
AUGUCAGAUGGGGAACAAGCAGCAGCAGCAUCAGUCACUCAUGAGGCGUCGAAUGAAGGGGACACGGCAGGUGCUGCGGCGGAGACAGAUGGAACUCUCAAACUCGAGUGGGAUGCGAGAGAGGGGAAGAGGAGACCGAAGGAGCAUGAGGAGGUGGGGAGUGAGAGGGAGCAAGGCAAAAAGGAGGGGGGGGCUGCCAGGGAGCAGCAGCAGCAGGUUGGGGGAAAAGGGGUAGUUGGGGAAAAGGGAGCAGAGGGAGAGGAGGAGGAGGUUGCAGGGAGAGAGGAGGGCGAGGAGGAUGAGAAGGAGGAGGCAGAGGCGGAGGUAGCGGAGGAAGCGGAGGAAGCGGAGGGGGAUGCAGUGGUGUGGCAGGCGGCGGUGACGGAGAGCCUAGGCCUGGGCGAGCUGCCGCUUAAGGACGCGGAUAUCAAGGCGUACGUGCGCAAGUGGGGCUAUGAUGCUCUCGUGCGCUGCAGGUGCGUGUCGUUUCUCUUUGAGGCAACUCAAGGGGAGCACAUUUAUGGGACGCCGGAGGACAAGGAGAAGAAUGUGACGCCGUGCGACCACGAAGUCGCCAUCAAACUUCGAGCGGAAGCAGGAGCAGCUAAUGAGCGUGACGGAAGCGCCACUCUGUCAACCCUUGGCUCCACUUCAACCCUAGACGUCGAACCCACUCGGCGCGCACGGCAGCGGGACAUCCGCGACAUGGUGGAUGACACUGCACGCGCUCGACUGGACCAUUUAUGGGCUGCUGCAGUGGCUGAUAACGACUGGGCGUUCCACACGUCCAGGUCUCCAGCCGUGCAGAACUUCGUGGAUGCGGCUGUUGCCUUCGGGAAACAGUACACCCUCCCAUCCCCCUUCAGGGUUUCGGGUGUGCUGCUUCAAAAACUGGUAGCGGAUACCGCGGACAUUGUACGGCCCCUGAAGGAGAGUUGGAAGACUACUGGCUGCACCCUCUCCGUGGAUGGCUGGACCUGCAUGAAGAGUCGUGGGCUCGUGUGUGUCAUGGCCCACAAUGACACGGCGCCUGUCAUCGUGAAGACCGUGGACUCCAAGACCGCGAAGAAGGCGGGGGAAUACUUGGCCGGUCUCAUCCAGCGCGCGAUCUGUGAUGUUGGAGACUCGAACGUGGUCCAGGUGGUUAUGGACAACGCCUCCAACAACCGGAGGGCGGCUGACAUUCUCCGUGACGGUUUUCCAGCAACUUUCUUCAACAACUGUGCGGCGCACGUCCUGGAUCUGAUGCUCCACGACAUCGGGAAGGUCCGUGCUGUGCGGCGGGUGCUCAACCAGGUGCACAGGGUGGUUAUGAUCGUCAAGGGAAGCGCGUCUGCCGUCGUGCUCUUCGAGGAGUUGUUUAGCACAUUGUCCUUGGUGCGGCCCGGUGCAACACGCUUCGGCACGCAGGUUAUCAUGCUUACCCGCUUCCUGGAAGUGAAGAAAGCGCUCAAGGAGAUGGUGAUUAGUGAGGAGUGGGAGUCGGUGGCGGUGGCACGGUCUGAGGAGGGGCGAGCUGUCCGCCUGCUCCUCUUGGAUGAGGUCUUUUGGGACUGCGCGACAGCGGUCCUCCGCCUCAUGACACCCGUGUACGAAGUGCUGCGGGUGGUUGACACCCGUGCUCUAGUCAUGGGCCAGAUCUAUGGCCUCAUGCUAGAUGCCACGGUGAAGACAAACAUUGCGGCAGAGGCCGCAGCCAAAAUGAUGCUGAAACGCACAGCUCUCUUGCCGGCCAAAGACAAGCCGGCCUUUCUUGCCGCCAUCAAGGCUAUUAUAGCCAGGAGGUGGGACGUCCAGCUCCACAAUCCACUCCAUGCUAUGGGGUGGCUUCUAAACCCGCGCAAUCAGUACGGCAGAGAGGUGAAGAACGAUCCCGAGGUAAGGCGUGGGGCGGAAGCCGUGAUCCAGGCACGUGGGGGGGAUGUCGCUCAACGCACGCUGCUGUUGGCGCAGUUGACGCGGUUUCAUUUGGGAGAGGGGCUGAUAGGGUCCGAUGAUGCCCGUUGGGCAGCGCAGGUGCUGGUGGCGAGUGGGCGCUUGACGGAGGCAGAGUGGUGGCUGAUGUAUGGGGGGGAAUUGCAAGCGCUCAUGGGGAUGGCUGUGACGGUGCUGUCACAGCCAGUCACGUCUUCUGAGGUCGAACGCUACUGGUCCGCCAUUGCACGGGUGCAGAGGCGGGACCGUAACCGCCUCAGCGCCAAAAAGAUGAUGGACGUGACUGAGGUGGCGUUCGCCAGGAGGGCCAGGGAUGCUUUCGAUAACAAAUCACGGGAGAGGGAGAAGCUUUAUGCCGAUCUGGCCAACGGCACCCUCAAGCAAGGGAGUGCCGUUGAACCGGCAGCAGCGGAAGAAGAGGAAGUGGGGGACGACGACGAGGAGGAGGGAGAGGGGAAUGAGCAGCUAUGCACCAUUGAUUGGGACCUAUUCGGGAACAUUGGGAAGCGGAAGAAGAAGGUGCCUAAGGCCGCUAAGAGGCAGAGGGGCGGGAAGGCCAAGAAGCCUACCAAGGGAAAGAGAAAGGCAACAUCUGUGGGAGGGGAAGAGGGUGAGGAGGAGGAGGCGGCGGAUAGCAGUGGAGGGGAGGAGGAGGAGGACGUGCCCACCAAGGCUCGAAAUGGCUCGGAUCCUUGGGACAUUAGUGACGGCUUUCUCACGUUUGCCGGGCAUCAGUCGCUGGCAGAGGCGCGGGCAGCGGUGGAGGCAGCAGCUCCUGAUGCCCCUGUGCCGCUGCAGCCAUGGCAGCAGUGUGUGGACCUGCUGUCGUCUCUGGACACGCCUCGUGUGAGCGCCAUGGCUCAGGCUGUGUACGAGCGCCGCAGAGACACCGGCGCUGCUGGCGGGCCUGCAGACGACUGGGCGCAAGCCCAGCUGCAGUACGUGCAGCAGCUGGUGGCAGCUAGCGCAGAGGGCAGCGCUGACAUUCCUCUCGCUGUCUCCGAGGUCGUCUUCCACAAGGCUGCUGCAGCGGCUCGCGUGCAAAUCGAACAUCACAAGUCAUUGGCCGAAGCAGCCAUGGAUGCAGCAGGAGCAGCACGCAGAGCAGCAACGGUCACAGAGGAGCGCUCUGAUGCACUGGAGGCACAGAUAGCUGAGCUGGAGUUGCUAGUGUCACAGCUGAGCAGCGAGAAUGAAGCAGGGAGCGGGGAGGUGCAAGCAGCCAUGGCACGCGUGAGAGAGCUUGAGGAGUUCAUCCGGCAGGGGCGGGAGAGAGAAGCGCGAGCAGCAGAAGCAGCUCAGGCGGCGAAAGAGCGACUCGCGUUCGUCACACGGCAGUGCGAAAUCCUCAAGUCGAAGGUCGAUGCGGAGAAGCAGGAGGUAGCGGCUGUGAGAGAGCGGGUCGGGCUGUUGACCGGGCAGUUGAGGGACGCGGUGCAGAGGGAGGAAGCUGCAAGGAAGGCGGCUGGGGAAAUGGCGGAGAAUAUGACCCGCCUAGUCAACACGCUAAGGAAUGAGGUGGCGGAGCUGAAAGCUGAGGUGGCGGCGGGGGAGGCGCGGGAGAGGGAGCUGGAAGCGGCGUUGGAGGAUGGUGCCAGGCAGCUUCGCGCUGCUCUUGAGGCCGAGGCUGUUGUGGGCGCUCUGCGUGCGGACGCAGAGCGAGCAGAGCAGGAGCUAGAGGGAAUGGCGGGCAGGGCGGGGGACCUGCUGACGCAGGUGGAGCAGGGGCGACAGGUGGCGGAACAGCUGGAGGCGCAGGUGGCGGAGGGGCAACAGCUGGCUGCCAGGCUGGCAGAUGAGGUGGACCGAGCGAAGAAAGCCGUGGGGGAGGGAGAGAAGAAGCAAGCAGAACUGGCACGGGAUGUGGACACGCUACGAGCCACGCUCGCGCGCAUCCAGGCAGACGACCAGCAGCUGGCGCAGGAAGCGCAGCGCCUCGCACAAGAGUCCUCCCUCCUCAAGAAAGUCCUCGUUGGCGUGGUUUCGGAUUGGAGUGGUGUUGCUGGUGAUGGUACCGCCGAUAAGCGAGGAGAGGAGGCAACUUUCCGCCUGCUGAGCGCGGAUCGCGUCGUGCUGCCCGUCGCAGAGGAAGUCGCCAUGCACAUGGACCCCGUGCGACAGGCGAUCAGUUGCGACCGCGAGUCUGCCGCUGCUCCUCCACGCGGUGACGCUGACAUGAACGACAAGUUAGUGGAUGCGACGAGCCAGGGAGUGGCAAAGGCUAUCCAGUUCUGCGAGCAUCAGGUGGAGGUGGAAAAGACUGGCGUUAGCGAAACCACCAGUAACGAGGAUGGCAACUUGGCUGGUUACGGCUCAGGGGGCAUGGAUGGGGGAGCAGGUAGUGAGGAGUGGGAGGAGGACUUCAUGGCUAAAGUUGAUGGUGAUGCGCUUAUGGAGAUUUUCAAGGCGGCCAAGGCGCUGGGGAUUGAACCUCUGGUGAACCUGACGUGCAGACGGGUGCAGCAUAUGAUGGAUGAGCUGGCACCGCUGGAGCAGGAGCAGGUGUGA